AUGGCUUCUGGAGAGCAGGCCUCGACUUCCAGCGCUGAUAAACAACUGGACGUGAACAUACUUAAGGAGAUAGCGAAAAAGGAUCUCGUAAAUGGUGCCAAAACACUUGUUCUGGACGCGUCACUGGCGGGACCCCUUGGACUUGUCACUGAAGUCUCGCUACUGAAGCAUCAUGGCGUGGACAAGAUGUUUUGGUUAGAGCCAGGUCCAUUGACUUCGUCAACCAACAACAUCGUAUACAUAUGUCGGCCGCGGAUCAAACACGUUAAGAUUAUUGCUGAUCAUAUUAAAAGACACGCGAAAGAGUCCCGGAAACACAAUUAUACGCUGCUACUGGUUCCACGGGUUUCCACUCUCGUAUCUAGAAUUCUAGAAGAAGAGGGUGUCCUCGGAGACGUUACCAUAUCCUCAUACAAUUUACAAUUUAUCCCUAUAGCUGAAGACGUCAUAUCACUGGAACACGAGAACACACUGAGAGAAUUAUGGGUUGAUGGAGAUGAGACCAUUAUCUAUGAUUCUGCACAGGCUUUACUCAACGUACAGAGAAUCUUCGGACACUUUCCUCAGAUAAUUGGGAAAGGAGACUACGCUCAGGCAAGACGUCUUGCGACUUUAUUGUCACGUCAAAACCCCAAAGCGAGUAAUGGCUCGAGUCCGGAACCGCUUUCCUCAUCUUCCUCCAAGAUCGAUUCAUUGAUCAUUCUGGAUAGAAGGGUGGAUAUGAUAACCCCAUUGCUUACGCAGCUAACAUACGAAGGUCUUGUGGAUGAAUUGGUCGGAAUUAAGAAUUGCAAGUCUUUCAACACUACGGCUGGAGCUACGAGCGCUCCAACUGCCUCUACCUCGACGACUCCUGCUGCCAUUCCGGUCGUCGCGGUAAAAAAGGACGCGAAGAAAAAGCAUCACCUGACAACUGCAACGGACCCUCUUUUCGCGGAGCUGAGGGAUCUCAAUUUUUCAUCUGUGGGUAAGAAACUUAACCAGGUUGCACGCCGCCUGAACGAGGACUACAAGACCAACUUGCAAGGACAGACUGUCGCCCAAUUGCGGGAUUUUGUCGGGAAGCUUGGAGGUCUCCAAACAGAGCACCAAGCUCUGGGACUACACACAAGGCUAUCGGAAUUGAUCGUUCCUCUUACCAGGACCGAUGUAUUCAACAAAUCUCUUGAGAUCCAGCAAAAUUUAUUGGCUUCUUACGAGGUCACUGCACAACUCAAUGCAAUUGAAGACCUCAUAGCACAAGGUGCCGACAUGCAGAUUGUGCUGCGACUGUUGUGCCUCGCCAGCUUGACAGCGGGAGGUGUGAAGGCCAAGAACCUGGAAAACAUUAAGCGUGAGAUUCUGCAAGCUUAUGGAUACGAAUAUCUACCGUUGCUACUUUCUUUAUCUGCACCAUCUCUCUCCGUACUGUUCCCGAACCCACUUCCGCCGUCCACGCCUUCAUCAGUUGCUGCACUGAAAUACCCCUUUGCUCAGCUUCGCAAGUCACUCCGCCUUCUUAUCGACGACAAUCCAGAAGCUUUGGAUGAAGUGGAAAAUGACAUCAGCUUCGUUUAUUCUGGAUACGCCCCCAUUAGCGUGAGGCUUGUUCAAUGCAUAGCUCAAAAGGGAGGUGUCAUAAGCAACCCGGCUGAGAAGGAGAAAGCGAGCAACGAGGCGAACAGUGCAGGGGAUCAGAAGAAGCUAUCUAUCGGAAAAGUUCAAGCACAUCCUAUUGUUGGAUGGAAAGGAUUCGAAGACGUGGUGUCUGUGAUUCCUGGCCAGACUGUGGAAAUAGUGCAAAAAACUUCGAAUAACGUUGUAGCUUCCGGUCCGUUGGCUGCCCUCGGGUCGACAACAACAACCACUGUUGUCUUUUUCCUAGGUGGAUGCACGUACACCGAGAUUGCUGCUUUACGCUGGGUGGGGCGGCAAAACAAAGGCCGCAAGUUCUUGGUAGCCACGACAGGUAUUGUUAGCGGUGCAAGUAUAAUCGAGGGAAUCGCUGGUAUCGGGCAGUCAGCAGGACCCAAGACGACAGCGGCGACUGUGUAA
Psilocybe cubensis is the source of this 2034-nucleotide messenger RNA. RefSeq lists its product as uncharacterized. Lineage: Eukaryota; Fungi; Basidiomycota; Agaricomycetes; Agaricales; Agrocybaceae. The record is from RefSeq and is a predicted model, not a curated record. The transcript is spliced from 13 exons. Gene Ontology annotation, cellular component: CORVET complex; fungal-type vacuole. Bases 1 to 2034 code for a protein of 677 amino acids. Gene Ontology annotation, biological process: intracellular protein transport; vesicle-mediated transport.